AUGAUCAGCCGAGGGCGAAUCAAUAUUUACACGGCGGUGAAACUGCGUGAGACUCGAAACACUCAAGUUAGCAACCAAAUGAUUAGCCAAAGGCGAAUCUAUAUUUACACGGCGGUGAAACUGCGUGAGACUCGAAACACUCAAGUUAGCAACCAAGUGAUCAGCCGAGGGCGAAUAUAUAUUUACACGACAGAGAAAAUUCGUGAGACUCGGAACACUCAAGUUAUCAACCAAAUGAUCAGCCGAGGGCGAAUCAAUAUUUACACGACGGUGAAACUGCGUGAAACUCGAAACAGUCAAGUUAGCAACCAAAUGAUCAGUCGAGGGCGAAUCUAUAUUUACACGACAGAGAAACUUCGUGAGACUCGGAACACUCAAGUUAGCAACCAAAUGAUCAGCCGAGGGCGAAUCUGUAUUUACAGGGCGGUGAAACAUCGUGAGACUCGAAACACUCAAGUUAGCAACCAAAUGAUUAGCCAAGGGCGAAUAUAUAUUUACACGACAGAGAUACUUCGUGAGAUUCGGAACACUCAAGUUAUCAACCAAAUGAUCAGCCGAGGGCGAAUAUAUAUUUACACGGCAGUGAAACAUCGUGAGACUCGAAACACUCAAGUUAGCAACCAAAUGAUUAGCCAAGGGCGAAUCUAUAUUUACACGGCGGUGAAACUGCGUAUGACUCGAAAAACUCAAGUUUACAACCAAAUGAUCAGCCGAGGGCGAAUAUAUAUUUACACGACAGUGAAACUUCGUGAGACUCGGAACACUCAAGUUAGCAACCAAAUGAUCAGCCGAGGAGGAAUCUAUAUUUACACGGCUGUGAAACUGUGUGAGACACGAAACACUCAAUUUAGCAACCAAAUGAUCAGCCGAGGGCGAAUCUAUAAUUACACGACAGAGAUACUUCGUGAGAUUCGGAACACUCAAGUUAUCAACCAAAUGAUCAGCCGAGGGCGAAUCAAUAUUUACACGACGGUGAAUCUGCGUGAGACUCGAAACACUCAAGUUAGCAACCAAAUGAUCAGCCGAGGGCGAAUCUAUAUUUACACGGCAGUGAAAAUUCGUGAGACUAGAAAACCUCAAUUUAGCAACCAAAUGAUCAGCCGAGGGCGAAUCAAUAUUUACACGGCGGUGAAACUGCGUGAGACUCGAAACACUCAAGUUAGCAACCAAAUGAUUAGCCAAAGGCGAAUCUAUAUUUACACGGCGGUGAAACCUCGUGAGACUCGAAACACUCAAGUUAGCUACCAAAUGAUCAGCCGAGGACGAAUCUAUAUUUACACGGCAGUGAAACUUCGUGAGACUCGGAACACUCAAGUUAGCAACCAAAUAAUCAGCCGAGGUCCAAUCUAUAUUUACAAUACAGAGUAA
This is a messenger RNA of Acanthosepion pharaonis, 1368 nucleotides long. NCBI's taxonomy places the organism in Eukaryota, Metazoa, Mollusca, Cephalopoda, Sepiida, Sepiidae. The record is from the annotation of a GenBank genome assembly.